This is a messenger RNA of Aphis gossypii (cotton aphid), 770 nucleotides long. Its product is annotated as pyruvate kinase. The record is from RefSeq and is a predicted model, not a curated record. Gene Ontology annotation, cellular component: cytoplasm. Gene Ontology annotation, molecular function: pyruvate kinase activity; potassium ion binding; magnesium ion binding. Lineage: Eukaryota; Metazoa; Arthropoda; Insecta; Hemiptera; Aphididae. The coding region runs from base 412 to 768 and encodes 118 amino acids. Gene Ontology annotation, biological process: glycolytic process. The transcript is spliced from 3 exons.
GGGUUGAAUUUCCGUUGAUGUUUUGAUAAACUUUUAUAAAUGUAAUGUGUAUUAAUAUAUUAUUCUUACGUGGUAUACCGGCGGUAUACACGAUACUACUUUAACUAGAAAUUGGGAGAUCCCUCAAACCCAUCAGUUAUGACCGACGACUCCGCAAUCGCCGUUGUACCAUAGAGUAAGUUUUACUCUAUACGUUGGCACGUAGCACUCGCACAUACUGACGCUAUAAUAUCUUUGAGAAUGUUGUGCGUGCAUCUAUGAAAUGAAAGAUCGAUUAUGGAUCACGCAUGAAUGAUGUAGGUAUUGUAAUUUUUUGUGGUCAACAGUAACAGUCCACACUCCAUUUUUUGUCACCGAAAUAACACCAUCGUCUUAAAGCAGGCUGGUAAACCAGUUAUUUGUGCUACUCAAAUGUUCGAGUCUAUGAUCAAAAAACCCCGUGCAACUCAAGCAGAGUAUUCUGAUGUGGCAAAUGCCAUCCUCGAUGGAGCAGAUAGUGUGAUGCUAUCAGGGGAAACUGCCAAAGGGGCAUACCCUGUUAAGUGUGUACGUACUAUGGCUACCAUCUGUAAAGAAGCAGAGACAGCCGUUUGGCAGAGACAAUUAUUUGCUGACUUAACGUCUGCUGUCAAUUUGCCUUUGGAUGCUUCACACACAAUUGCUAUUUCUGCUGUAGAUGCAGCUAAUAAAAGUAAAGCUGCUGCCAUUGUUGUUCUUACAUCUUCUGGCCAUUCUGCACAUCGCAUUUCUAAAUAUCGCCCACCUUAAAA